Molecule: messenger RNA, 4600 nt
Organism: Eubalaena glacialis (North Atlantic right whale)
Lineage: Eukaryota; Metazoa; Chordata; Mammalia; Artiodactyla; Balaenidae
Gene: BRAF
Product: B-Raf proto-oncogene, serine/threonine kinase
Exons: 19
Coding region: 187-2547 (786 amino acids)
Biological process (GO): signal transduction; protein phosphorylation
Cellular component (GO): cytosol; plasma membrane; mitochondrion
Molecular function (GO): protein kinase activity; ATP binding
Source: RefSeq, a predicted model, not a curated record
GCUCAGCUGUGCAGGGGGCAGCAGGCCGGUUCCCGAGGUGGCCCAGGCGCCCUCCCGCCGCCGGCGCCGCCCGGGCCGUCCCUCCCCGCCGCCCCCCGCCCUCCGCCUCCGCCUCCCCCCGCCCUCCGCCUCCCUUCCCCCUCCCCGCCCAGCAGCGGUCGCUGGGGCCAGGCUCUCGGUUAUAAGAUGGCGGCGCUGAGCGGCGGCGGCGGCGGCGCGGAGCAGGGCCAGGCUCUGUUCAACGGGGACAUGGAGCCCGAGGCCGGCGCCGCGGCCUCUUCGGCUGCGGACCCGGCCAUUCCCGAGGAGGUGUGGAAUAUCAAACAAAUGAUUAAGUUGACACAGGAGCAUAUAGAGGCCCUACUGGACAAAUUUGGUGGGGAGCAUAAUCCACCAUCAAUAUAUCUGGAGGCCUAUGAAGAAUACACCAGCAAGCUAGAUGCCCUCCAACAAAGAGAACAACAGUUAUUGGAAUCCCUGGGGAAUGGAACUGAUUUUUCUGUUUCUAGCUCUGCAUCAACAGACACCGUUACAUCUUCUUCCUCUUCUAGCCUUUCAGUGCUGCCUUCAUCUCUUUCAGUUUUUCAAAAUCCCACAGAUGUGUCACGGAGCAACCCCAAGUCACCACAAAAACCUAUCGUUAGAGUCUUCCUGCCCAAUAAACAGAGGACAGUGGUACCUGCAAGGUGUGGAGUUACAGUCCGGGACAGCCUGAAGAAAGCACUGAUGAUGAGAGGUCUAAUCCCAGAGUGCUGCGCUGUUUACAGAAUUCAGGAUGGAGAGAAGAAACCAAUUGGCUGGGACACUGAUAUUUCCUGGCUUACUGGAGAGGAAUUGCAUGUAGAAGUGUUGGAGAAUGUUCCACUUACAACACACAACUUUGUACGGAAAACUUUUUUCACCUUAGCAUUUUGUGACUUCUGUCGAAAGCUGCUUUUCCAGGGGUUCCGCUGUCAAACAUGUGGUUAUAAAUUUCACCAGCGUUGUAGUACAGAGGUUCCACUGAUGUGUGUUAAUUAUGACCAACUUGAUUUGCUGUUUGUCUCCAAGUUCUUUGAACACCACCCAAUACCACAGGAGGAGGCCUCCUUAGCAGAGACUACCCUUACGUCUGGAUCAUCCCCUUCUGCACCCCCCUCCGAUUCUAUUGGGCCCCCAAUUCUCACCAGUCCGUCUCCUUCAAAAUCCAUUCCAAUUCCACAGCCUUUCCGACCAGAUGAAGAUCAUCGAAAUCAGUUUGGACAACGAGACCGGUCUUCAUCAGCUCCAAAUGUGCAUAUAAACACCAUAGAACCUGUCAAUAUUGAUGACUUGAUUAGAGACCAAGGGUUUCGUAGUGAUGGAGGAUCAACCACAGGUUUAUCUGCCACGCCCCCUGCCUCAUUACCUGGCUCACUCACUAAUGUGAAAGCAUUACAGAAAUCUCCAGGACCUCAGCGAGAAAGGAAGUCAUCUUCAUCCUCAGAAGACAGGAAUCGAAUGAAAACACUUGGUAGACGGGAUUCAAGUGACGAUUGGGAGAUUCCUGAUGGGCAGAUCACGGUGGGACAAAGAAUUGGAUCCGGGUCAUUUGGGACAGUCUACAAGGGAAAGUGGCAUGGUGAUGUGGCAGUGAAAAUGUUGAAUGUGACAGCACCCACACCUCAGCAGUUACAGGCCUUCAAAAAUGAAGUAGGAGUACUCAGGAAAACUCGACAUGUGAAUAUCCUACUCUUCAUGGGUUAUUCAACAAAGCCACAACUGGCUAUUGUUACCCAGUGGUGUGAGGGCUCCAGCUUAUAUCAUCAUCUCCACAUCAUUGAGACCAAAUUCGAGAUGAUCAAACUUAUAGAUAUUGCACGGCAGACUGCACAGGGCAUGGAUUACUUACACGCCAAGUCAAUCAUCCACAGAGACCUCAAGAGUAAUAAUAUUUUUCUUCAUGAAGACCUCACAGUAAAAAUAGGUGAUUUUGGUCUAGCCACAGUGAAAUCUCGAUGGAGUGGGUCCCAUCAAUUUGAACAGUUGUCUGGAUCCAUUUUGUGGAUGGCACCAGAAGUAAUCAGAAUGCAAGAUAAAAACCCAUAUAGCUUUCAGUCAGAUGUAUAUGCAUUUGGGAUUGUUCUGUAUGAAUUGAUGACCGGACAGUUACCUUAUUCAAACAUCAACAACAGGGACCAGAUAAUUUUUAUGGUGGGACGAGGAUAUCUAUCUCCAGAUCUCAGUAAGGUACGGAGUAACUGUCCAAAAGCCAUGAAGAGAUUAAUGGCAGAGUGCCUAAAAAAGAAAAGAGAUGAGAGACCACUCUUUCCCCAAAUUCUCGCCUCUAUUGAGCUGCUGGCCCGCUCAUUGCCAAAAAUUCACCGCAGUGCAUCCGAACCCUCUUUGAAUCGGGCUGGCUUCCAAACAGAGGAUUUUAGUCUGUAUGCUUGUGCUUCUCCAAAAACACCCAUCCAGGCAGGGGGAUAUGAUUGGAGAGACCUGGGCUUGAACAGUAGGCAUGUCCUGCCGGAGCGUCUAGUGCAGGACUCCCUCCCUGAGCACGGCAGGAGCCAGCGCAGGAGCUAGUUAUGGAGGGAGCUUAGCACUGGCAUUUUCAAAACAGAAUUCAAGGUGAUACACUGUUUUCUUCCCUUUCUUUUUAGAAUAGAUUGCUAUCUCAUUUGAAAAAUCUCAUUUCUUAAAUGAAGCUGUGCCCAGAAGCCAGGCUCAGGGUAUUCUUGAGAGAUUUGUAUAGAGCCCUUAAAAAAUAAAAAUUUUAGCAUUUCCCUUUUCUUCCUUUUCUCCAUUAAAUACUUUUUCUCUAGUUUACAAAUGGCAUGGAAAAGGAAUUUCCCCUGAGUUUUACAUGCUUAUUUUGAUGCUUAGACUACAGAUAGACUUGAGCUCCUAAGAAAAUACAAGGAAAGAACUCCUUGUUUGUUGUGCAGUGCACUUUAUGAGUAGUUUGUAUUGAUAUUAUGUGGCUGCUUUACUGACGAGCUUGUAAGGCUGUACUUAUCUGUCUUUCCUGUAAGGCGGCUGCAGUGCCUUCUGUAGUGUAUUUUAUUUUGGAUAAGGAGAGGUGACACCUGAAAAAUUUCAGAGCAACCAUAAAAGAUUGUUUUAAAGUAUGUAGUAUUCCUGAUGGACUUUUUCAUCAUUAAACUAGUCUAGGGUCUAAACUUUUACCACUGAAAUAAUAUUGACCAAAAAGUAAUUUAUAAAAGGGAUUUGUGAAUAGAAAAUCCACUGUAAUCAUUUGUACUUAAGUGCACUCUUAAAAGAAGAUUCUGUCUCGCUGUCAAAUUCUGGUUCCUUGACAUCCAAUCCCUGGUUGUGUUUGCGAUCUGGUAGGACAUGCUGAGGCAAGCUAGAAGAUAAAAUCCCAUAUACUUUAGUAUACGUGUUAUAUUUAUGUCAGUGUUGGAGAAGGAAGAGCAGUUACUUAGUAAUAAAGAUCCGAGACUUCAACACUGUCAACCUGAAACUUUGUAAAUAUUUCCUAAAUUCUUGUUUGGUGCGGUCACAGCUCUUUAUCACACAGUGUUAUCCUUUACUCAUCAGGCAAUUUUGGAACUGCUGCACGCCCCUCUUCAGAUCUCACCUGCCCCUCCCGUACAUUCACCUCUCCAGCCUUGUGCACACCUCAUUUAGCUUUACUUUGAAACACAUUGCAGGGUUCAGGUGACCUCUUCAAAAACUACCUCCUCAGAAUGAGGUAAUGAAUAGUUAUUUAUUUUAAAAUAUGAAAAGUCAGGAGCUCUAAAACAUGAAGAUGAUUUAAGAUUUUAACUUUUAUGUGUACUUGUAUUUGAGCAUUCUCAUUUUGUCCUAAAGGGCAUUAUACAUUUAAGCAGUAAUACUGAAAAAUGUAGCUCAGAGUAUCUGAAUGUUGUUGAAAGUGGUGCCAGAAUCUGUUUAGGGGUACGUUUCAGAAUUUUUAACCUUAUAUCGGUUGCAUGAAAUUAAAUAGUUAAUGGUAACACUUCACUAACAGUGAUAUAAUUUUAAUUUUUGGUAGGCUUAGCAAGACAGUACAUCUUCAUAAUGAGUUAGCCGCAGCUUCGUCACAUGCACAGAUGCUCCUGUAGAGAGACUGCCCAGUUAAGAGGGUAGAAUGAUGACCCAUUUUGCAAGAUUCUCUUCUUUGUCCAAAUUGGCAUUCUUUGUGCUAGAAUAUCAGCACUUUGAGACUAGCGAUUUCAACCAUUAGACUAUUAAAAAGCAAAACAAACCAAAAAACCAUAGCCAGACAUGGAAAGUUUACUGUGAGUAUAAACAGCAAAUAGCUUACAGGUCAUACAUUGAAAUGGUGUAGGUAAGGCUCUAGAAAAAUACCUUGACAAUUUGCCAAAUGAUCUUACUGUGCCUUCAUGAUGCAAUAAAAAAAGCUAAAAUUUUAGCAGAAAUCAGUGAUUUGUGAAGAGAGCAGCCACCCUGGUCUAACUCAGCUGUGUUAAUAUUUUUUAGCGUGCAAUUUAGACUGCAAAGAUAAAUGCACUUAAGAGUUUAUAGCCAAAAUCAUGUUUAAAAAAAUGAGAAGACACACAGGUAAAUUUUCAGUGAACAAAAUUAUUUUUUUAAAGCACAUAAUCCCUAGUAUAGUCAGAUAUAUUUAUCACAUAGAGCAAAUAGGUUG